AGGGAGGAGGAGAGAAGUUUUGUGAGCAACUGAGGGUGCAGCCUGGCCCCACAGGGAAGGAGGGCUGGUGGUACGGGGCCCUGGGAGACGUGACAGUGCCUGGAGGGGGUGGGGACAAAGCAUUAGGCCCACCGUUAGCACCAUGCUCUUGGGGAUCGUCGUGGUGCUCUGCUUCAUCCCCACUGCUGAUGUAACAGAAAACAAGAUUUUAGUAGAUCAGAGUCCUUUGCUCACUGUAGCUCACAAAAACGCAAGUCUAGUCUGCAAUUACACAUACAAUGGAACGGGGAAGGAGUUUCGAGCUUCACUGCACAAAGGAACAGACAGAGCGGUUGAAGUUUGCUUUAUUUUAUGGAACGCAACCAAAAUUAGCAGCAAUUCAAAUAAAGAAUUCAACUGUGAGGGGAUUCAUGAUAAAGACAAAGUCAUCUUCAAUCUCUGGAAUAUGAGUGUCAACCAAACUGACAUUUACUUCUGCAAAAUUGAGGCCAUGUAUCCACCCCCGUAUGUCUACAAUGAGAAGAGUAAUGGCACGGUCAUUCAUGUGAAAGAGACACCCAUGCAAAUACGAGAGCCUCAGUCUGCAAUUCCUUUGUGGACUAUGGUGGCAGUGACUGGAGUUCUUGCUUUCUACAGUAUGCUGAUAACCGCAGCUUUUGUUAACUACUGGCAGAAAUCUAAAAAGAACCUGUACCAUCAGAGUGACUACAUGAACAUGACUCCCCGGCACCCACCAUACCAGAAGAACAAGGGUUACCCGUCCUAUGCACCAACACGAGACUACACUGCAUAUCGGUCCUGGCAGCCGUGAUGAUACUCAUCAGCUGACCUACUAGUGGCCUUGGGUGCUUCUAGGCAGUCACUUGCUCUUGGACAUGGAAGGACAGCCUCUCAUUUUCUCAUCAUGUUUGUUGUUAUUGAUCAUGGAUAACUACAUCACAGCAAGUAUUGGCUAAACUUUGAUAUAAUAUACUAAAAGAAAACCAAACAAACAUAAAACCAAGGGGGAAGUUAAAAGGACUGUUUUCCAUGAUGGCUGAAAAUGGGAUACAACUUGUGAUGAGGGUUGUCAGUGGGUAAGACAGAAAGAUGGAAUCAGAACUCAGAGCUGGUCUGCUCCUAACACUUGUGGUUUUGCCUAGCUAUUAGGAGACCCAGAACAUCUGACCUUUCCCAAUAACUGCAGCGUUAGACUUAACUCUUAGUUUCCUUUCCUGUAUGUCUAAUCCUCAGACACCCUUGUUAAAUAUGGCAAAAUGCAAAAAAAAAAAAAGUAUUUUCUUCCCUACAAGACCAGGGCACAGUCUGAACUUCAAAACACAUGCUUGAAAGAAAUACUGAAAAGUCAGCCAAGGUAUUAGGCUGUGGCACAAAUGGGCUGCCAGGACAAAUCAAGCUGAUAGAAAACUACUAAACCUUCAAUAUGUGACCCCUUAGGUUGGAUACUUUGCUAUAAGGCCAUUUGAAGUCAUGGCCAAGCAAAUCCACAGAGUGAGAAAGUAAUCAACCUAGAGACAAAAUAAAGACAAUCAGGAGAGGAAGAAAGAUCUGUCGUCAUCAUGAAGAACCCCAUUUCUGUUUUGUUUGCCUCCUACAGCGAGGGAACAGAAAGUUGUAUGGGAAGCAUUAGAAAACACAGAGGUCAGAUUUGGAGGAGAGCUUUACCUCCUUUUUUAGUUUUUGUUUCUAUCCAGAAGGCAUUCUGCCGAGUCCUCCUGAAAACGCGUGCACAUCUUCCAGCACCUAGGCCGUACCAGGCGGGAGCUCUUCUGAAAAUCUGGGUCCAGACAUGAGCAACUAAUGAUCACUUGAAUUUUUUUCCUAUAAGCACCCAAGGUUUUGGGUUGUGAGAGGGUACUUCAUUCCCACCAUUGUGAAUCAGGAAUGCAAGCGCUCAGCCACCUGCAGGAACUGCUCUAGGCUCUUCAAGGAACUUUUUGUUGACUGGAGGUUACCUUUCUGUCUAAAGACGUUCUUCAGGAAUGCUCCAUGCUGGAUUAUGACAAAGUUUUCAGCAAAAUCUGCUUCAUCCUUUCAAUUAAGCAUGUUUACAUUAAUAAGACAUCCUAAAUUGUAAUUGGGAUUGUCUUGGCAUAACAUCCAUUUUCACACUGAGGAGUUGAGGUUUAUUUUACAGUGACUAAUAUAUAUAUAAUUAAAUAAAAAAUAAAUCAGAUUUCCAUCUUGAAAUAAAAUUAGGAUUGUGCAACA
Molecule: messenger RNA, 2211 nt
Organism: Pezoporus flaviventris
Lineage: Eukaryota; Metazoa; Chordata; Aves; Psittaciformes; Psittacidae
Gene: CD28
Product: CD28 molecule
Exons: 4
Coding region: 143-811 (222 amino acids)
Biological process (GO): T cell receptor signaling pathway; positive regulation of T cell proliferation; T cell costimulation
Cellular component (GO): external side of plasma membrane; membrane
Source: RefSeq, a predicted model, not a curated record